This is a messenger RNA of Mangifera indica (mango), 3126 nucleotides long. Its product is annotated as B3 domain-containing transcription repressor VAL2-like. The coding region runs from base 323 to 2947 and encodes 874 amino acids. The transcript is spliced from 13 exons. Gene Ontology annotation, molecular function: DNA binding; zinc ion binding. NCBI's taxonomy places the organism in Eukaryota, Viridiplantae, Streptophyta, Magnoliopsida, Sapindales, Anacardiaceae. The record is from RefSeq and is a predicted model, not a curated record.
UUGAAGCAUCAUCGUGCAUGCAUUUUUGAAUGUACCAAACUGUGUUUCUUUUGCUUGCAUGCACAAAUGUUCUUCUCUUUCAUUUCAUCGCCGAUUCAGCUUUUCACAACGUCGUUUUUACCUGUUUGAUUUUGAACGGUUUUAAUUGAAGCAGUGGAAAGAAAAACAAGACGGCCGAAAACACGACGGUCAGAGGAAUCAAAUAUGGAGUUGAGUGUGACGUGUGAAGUUACUCGUGGCGGCGUUUAACAGGUUGUGACGUCAGCAAGAGGUCGGCUACCUUUUGUAGCUCGUGGUUUCAUGUUGAGCUGAAAAAUAAGUUAUGGAGUCGAGAAGUUGCAUGAAUGAGGUGUGUGGAGCGGCCACGUCGGCUGAGUGGAGAAAAGGCUGGGCUCUGCGAUCUGGUGUAUUCGCUGUUCUAUGUGAUAACUGCGGUUCCGCAUUUGAGCAGUCGAUGUUCUGUGAUGUGUUUCACUCGAAGGAGUCAGGUUGGAGAGAGUGCACUCAAUGUGGAAAGCGUCUCCAUUGUGGAUGCAUUGCUUCCAAGUCUUUAAUUGAACUUCUUGAUAAUGGGGGUGUUAGCUGUUUAAACUGCGCAAGAAAACCAGGACUUGAUUCUAUGGUUGGUGAUGAUAAGCCCAAUGGAUUUGGUACCAUAAAGGCUGAUAAUGCCAGUGAUUUGCAGUCAAUGUCUGUGAACAACCAAGUGGGUGGUAGUGUUGAGAAAAUGAAGCUUAUGCAGUUGGGCAGUACUUCAAAUGGUGUGGGGCUGAGACGCUUGCUUCAAUUUCAAGGCAAUGACCCAGAUGAGUCUUUUGGUCAAAUGAAACUGGAGGAAGCUGCCAAGCCAGACAUUUCUAAGGCAAAUAUGGGGGCAGAAGAUAUUUAUGAAUCGCUAGAUCAGACAAACUUAAGCAUCAGUUUGGGUUCUUCUGGAGGAAACUCGAAUGCUCGUCACAGUGUUUUUGACGAGAAGGAACAUACUAAGUCAUCUUCUGUAAUCCAACAAGGAACUAGGGCUCGUCAUCUUUUGCCUAAGCCUCCAAAGUUAUCCCUUUCCACUGGUUCAGAUGCAAAUGUUGGUAUACCCCAAAUUCGUGUUGCUAGGCCACCUGUUGAAGGACGUGGCAGGAGUCAGUUGCUUCCUCGCUACUGGCCCAGGAUUACAGAGCAAGAAUUGCAGCAAAUAUCUGGAGACUCAAAUUCCACUAUUGUUCCUCUGUUUGAAAAGGUUUUAAGUGCCAGUGAUGCUGGUCGCAUUGGCCGUUUGGUUCUCCCAAAAGCAUGUGCUGAAGCAUAUUUUCCUCCAAUCUCUCAACCAGAGGGCCUUCCUCUGACGAUUCAAGAUGUGAAGGGAAAGGAGUGGGUCUUUCAAUUCAGAUUUUGGCCCAAUAAUAACAGCAGGAUGUAUGUUUUGGAGGGCAUAACUCCUUGCAUACAGAACAUGCAGUUGCAAGCUGGAGAUACUGUGACAUUUAGCCGUAUGGAUCCAGAAGGAAAGCUUGUUAUGGGCUUUCGUAAAGCAUCAAACUCUAUUGCAAUACAGGAUACCCAACCUCCUGCCAUUCCUAAUGGCAGUCAUUCAAGUGAAAGUUUCUUUUCGAGUGUUUUUGAGAACCUAUCUAUGAUUAGUGGUUACUCUGGCGUUCUUCAGUCACUAAAGGGAAGCACUGAUCCCCACCUAAACACACUGUCCAAAAAUUUGAAUUCCACUCCUGGUGAUAUAAACUGGCUUAAAUCUGAGAGGUAUGAAGAUAAGACGAGGGAGAGCUUGCUGCUGCCUUCUAUGCUGGUACCAGAAAGAAAAAGAUCUCGAAAUAUUGGGUCAAAAAGCAAGAGAUUGCUUAUGGAUAGACUGGAUGCUUUGGAGAUCAAACUUACUUGGGAAGAGGCACAAGAUAUGCUCCGCCCACCCCUCAGUGUCAUGCCCAGCAUUAUCACAAUCGAAGACCAUGUUUUUGAAGAAUAUGAAGAACCUCCAGUUUUCGGGAAGAGGAGCAUUUUUGUAGUUCGUUCAAAUGGUCUGAUGUUCAGGGGACAAGAGCAAUGGACUCAGUGUGACAGUUGCUCUAAAUGGCGAAGAUUGCCUGUUUAUGUUCUUCUUCCACCUAAAUGGACAUGCGUGGAUAACGCCUGGGAUCAGACUAGGUGUUUAUGCUCGGCACCAGAUGAACUGACUCCUGGGGAACUGGAAAACCUCCUCAGACUAAACAGGGAUUUCAAAAGAUGGAGACUGGCAACAAGUCGGAAGCUGAAUCAAGAGAAUGAACCUUCUGGUCUGGAUGCAUUGUCCAACAGAGCAAUACUUGGUCAGAACAUGGGUGACCUGGCCACUGCACCAGUUGCUACGACCACUAAACACCCAAGGCAUCGUCCCGGCUGUUCAUGUAUCGUAUGCAUUCAGCCCCCGAGUGGGAAGGGCAAGCACAAGCCUACAUGCACAUGCAAUGUGUGUAUGACAGUUAAACGCAGGUUUAAAACCCUCAUGAUGAACAAGAAGAAGCGCCAAUCUGAGCGGGAAGCAGAGGUUGCACAGAGAAAUCAACCGACAUGGGCUCCCAAAGAGGAAGCAGAAGCCGAAGUAGACAGCAAUUCUAAUGAAGCCAGAUCUGCAAAUGAAUUAGAAUCCAAGAGCCAAAGCAACAAUAAGGGACAGAUUGACUUGAACUGCCGUCCUGAUCGAGAAGAAGGCACCCGAACGGGCUCGAACCACCGUGUGAGCAUGAUGAGACUGGUUCAAGUAGCAACCCUUCCCCUGGAGAAUUAUUUAAAGCAAAAUGGUCUUACAAGCUUGGUGUCUGAACAACAAACAAGCACCACAUCUCAGGCUCCACACCAAGCUACUAGGGAGAGCGACGGACGGGGUAAUGAGUUGACUUCUGCCACUCAAGAGCCAGAGAGUGAGGGAGAAGAUAAUUGUGGUCAAAUCCCAAAUGAUCCUCAAUAAAAAUUUCCUCAUUUACUUCUUCUAUGUUAGGGCUUUCUAUUUUUUGUAUGAUUAAAAAUUAUAGUUGUAGGUGUCCUUUGUGAGUUACAAAAUGUUUGUGUAGUUGGGAAGUGCGCCUGUUCUCAAGUACCAGCUCAAUGUGUAAUAUCAUGUAUGGUUAUUAUAAUAUUACGGUAUAC